Suillus paluster is the source of this 564-nucleotide messenger RNA. RefSeq names its product PX domain-containing protein. Gene Ontology annotation, molecular function: phosphatidylinositol-3-phosphate binding. The record is from RefSeq and is a predicted model, not a curated record. Gene Ontology annotation, cellular component: endosome. The transcript is spliced from 4 exons. Lineage: Eukaryota; Fungi; Basidiomycota; Agaricomycetes; Boletales; Suillaceae. Bases 1 to 564 code for a protein of 187 amino acids.
AUGCCCUCCCCCGCACCCACACAUCCUUUCCGAAACACGCAAAGCCUUCUUGUUUUAAUUCCAGACGACGGUAUCGACGUCGAAGCAGAAUCACGAUUGUACGACGAGUUAUGUGACGACCAAAUAUCUCUUCCAUCCAUCCACCCCAAAUCCCCUCAAGGACCACCCUCCAUUUUCUCCCGUGACAUCUCGCUGGAUGACAACUCAGGCACGAGUCUGACUUUUGCCCGAAACGUACAUAUCGCGGGUUGGACGAGUGUAGGUGAUAAACUGGGUGGAGCAUAUGUCGUGUAUGAUUGUGUGAUUCACACAAAAGAGGGUACCACCAUCCAUGCACAUAAGCGGUAUAGUGAUUUCGUGCUGCUGUACGAUGCUCUGAAACAUUCAUUACCCAAGCAUCAACAUCACUUUAUCCUGGCCCUCCCUCCAAAAUCUCCCUUCUCACGCUACCGAGCAGCUUUCCUCGAUCGUCGCCGGAGACAACUGCAGUACUGGCUCUGUGCGGUUCUCCUACACCCUGAGAUUGGUGCAUGUCAGGCUGUAAGGUGGUGGGUUAUGGACUAG